Conger conger (European conger) is the source of this 5578-nucleotide messenger RNA. Its product is annotated as zinc finger MYND domain-containing protein 11-like. NCBI's taxonomy places the organism in Eukaryota, Metazoa, Chordata, Actinopteri, Anguilliformes, Congridae. Bases 280 to 2133 code for a protein of 617 amino acids. The transcript has 17 exons. Gene Ontology annotation, molecular function: transcription corepressor activity; protein binding; DNA binding. Gene Ontology annotation, biological process: regulation of transcription elongation by RNA polymerase II. The record is from RefSeq and is a predicted model, not a curated record.
UGUUUACCUCUACAGUCUGAACUGUGGAUGUGCACAAACCAUAAUUCAGACAUAAGCAAACUAUUCCGGGAAUACAAAUGUAACAUCUCCUGCUCUGUCAGUUUGACGAGUAACGCAGCCUUGCAUUGGUGCUACCCUACAAAAAGGUAAAGGGCAGCAGGGGUUCUAUAAAUACGGCAAACAGCGCUGGAGAGAGUGGACAUCCUUGUCUCAUGCCUCGGGGACAUGUAACAGGUUGUGAUGCGAGACCAUUAGUGACUACAGACGCUGUGGUUUUAAAUGAAUAAAGAGAUGAUGUCCCGAGUGGUGAAGAAACGGCAGGCUGACCCCAACGUGGUUCAGCACGUUUGGUCCGCCAUUGAAGUCAUCCGCAAUCAAAAGCAGAUUGCAAACAUGGACAGGAUCUCCAAGUACCUGAGCCGUGUGUUCGGCUUGCACCCCAAGGAGACAGCACGGCAGCUCAGUCUUGCGGUGAAGGAUGGGCUGGUGGUGGAGACCCUCACUGUGGGGUGCAAGGGUUCCAAGGCUGGCAUCGAACAAGAGGGGUACUGGCUUCCUGGAGAUGAGGUGGACCUGGCAGCUGAAGAAAGAAAGGAUUGGGAGGCAGAGAGUCAUGACUGGUACUGCUUUGAGUGCCACCUGCCCGGCGACGUGCUGACGUGUGACAACUGCUUCCGUGUCUACCACCUCAAGUGUCUCUCCGAGGAAUACAAGCCUAGGGAUGGAGGCGCUCACUGGCAGUGCGCACUGUGCAAGGGGAGUAAAAAGAAGAUCCUCAAUAAGCAGGAAAUGAGCAGGUACCUGCGAUUCAUCAUCCAGCGCAUGAAGGAGAGGGCUGUUGAUCUGAACAAGAAAGGCAAAGACACCAAGCAUCCGAUGUACAGACGGCUAAUCCACACUGCUCUGGAAGUGUCCAACAUACAGGAGAAUAUCACCGAAGGAAAGUACAAGAACUUUGAUGAGUUUAAAGCUGAUGUCAAGCUGAUUGUACAUAAUACGGCCAUUCUAUUUGGAGUGAACAGUGACCAAGCUGAGAUGGCAAGAUUGUUGUACAGUGAUACUUGUCAUGAGCUGAAUGAGCUCCAGCUCUGUAGAAACUGUUUCUACCUGUCCAACGCUCGGCCUGAUAACUGGUUCUGCUACCCAUGUGUACCCAACCAUGAGCUGGUUUGGGCCAAGAUGAAGGGGUUUGGAUACUGGCCUGCAAAGGUCCUGCAGAGAGAAGAAAAUCAGGUGGACGUGAGGUUCUUCGGUCACCAACAUCAAAGGGCAUGGAUCCCGGCAGAGAACAUUCAGGACAUCCAGGUGAGCGCACAGCAGCUCCAGGUGAAGAGAAGCACAGGCUGGAAGAAGGCAUCUGAGGAACUGGAGCUCCACCAGCGCUUCCUGCGAGAGGGAAUGUUCUGGAAGAGCAAGAAUGCCCCAGAGGAAUCACACGAGGAAGAGGCUGAGUCCGGCAUCUCCUCCACCAGUAAUGAGCAGCUGAAGAUCAGCCAGGAGCCCAAAGCCAAGAGAGGCCGGCGCAGCCAGAACCCAGAGCCCAAAGAGGAGGACCCCGAGCCAGAAAUGGAGGCAGUCAGCUCUAGCCAGGAGAUCCCCACCACGCCACACCAGCCAGAAAAGCUGUCGGUCUCCACCCAGACCAAGCGGGCCAGCACCGCCUCCCCCCGCACCCUGCACCGAUCCACCCAGACGAGCAGCGACGGCACCUGUCACAACAAGUGCCACGAGAAGUACACCAAGAUCUUCGGCGACGUCAAGGAGAUGAUGAAAGCCGACAACAAGCGUGAGACUGAGCGGGUGGUCAGGGAGGCCUUGGAGAAGUUGCGGACAGAGAUGGAGGAGGAGAGGAGGCAGGCAGUGACAAAGGCAGUCUCCAGCGUCCAGGCAGAGAUGGAGCGAAAGUGCAAACAGGUGAAGGAGAAGAGCAAGGAGGAGCUAAUGGAAGAGGUGAAAAAGAUGGUGUCGCAUCACAAACAGCUGAUCUCCCAGACCAAGAAGAAACAGUGGUGCUACAACUGCGAGGAGGAGGCCAUGUACCACUGCUGCUGGAACACCUCCUACUGCUCCAUAAAGUGUCAGCAAGAGCACUGGCACGCCGACCACAAACGCACCUGCCGCAGGAAGAGAUGAAAUCCCUGCCCUCUCCUGCCCCGCCAUGUCCGGCCUGGCCCCACCCUUCCUGCAGCGGGACUACGCUGUGAACAUGCACUGUUUCCCCCACUGUUAAUGUUGUUAGCACCAGCCUCUCAAACAUCAGAAGCUCUGCACCGUGCUGGAGAUGUGUUUCCUCACACAAUCUCCAUUUCUCUCGUCCUCCAUUUUUCUUUCUCUCUCCAUCUCUCUACAACUUCCUAAAAAAAAAUCACAGUAAGAACUCGAUGCAGACAUGGCUGGAACAGUGUUUUUUUAUUUUUAUUUUAUUAUUAUUUUUUGCAUUUAUUUUGUUUUAUUAUGAUUGAAGUGAUUUUACCUGUUGACAAAAGUGUUAUUUAACUUUGUAGCUAAAGGUUAGCAUUUAAAAAAAGCAUAUUAUGUACAUUUUUCAAAUCCCCUUUUGUACUGUAAAAGUAAUACAGUACAGAUCUACCUAAAUCACCCCUGAAAAAAUAUGCUUCAAUGAUGUCAUCCACAAAUUUGUGUGUAUGUAUAUACAUGCAUACAGUACAUCAUGAGUUACAUUAUGUUUGGGAAGAAUACGUAUUUUGAUUUGCCUCUAUUCCACACCUUUAGAUAUGUAAUCAAACGAUUAUCAUGUGGUUCAAGUUCUCAGAUUUUAUAUAAGGGUAUCACAGCACUUUUUAUAUACAUAGGCCCCCAUUUCAGGGUAGGAUUAUGUUUGCGGCAUAUUCAUUUCUUCCAAAAGAAUGUAGUCCUGUUUUGUACUUUGUCACUUUGUCAUUUGCUUGCUUGAAGUCUGUGACCCAUGGGCAUCACCAGGUGCUGAGUAUCUUCUCUCCUGUACAGCAGCCAUCUUCAACUCCUGCUUCUUUCUGGGACUAGUUGCCUUAUGUUUUCUCCUCAGCAUAGGAAACACAUGUUCAGUUUGAUUCAGAUCAAGUGAAUGACUUGGCCAGUCAAGAAUUUCGGCUUUGAAAUACUCCUCUGUUGCUUUAGCAGUAUGUUUGGGAUCAUUGUUUUGCUGUAGAAUGAACUGUCAUCCAAUGACUUUUUGAGACAUUUGCUUAAACUUGAGCAGAUAAGAUGCUUCGGUACAAUUCACAGCUGCUGCUAUCAACAGUUACAUCAUCAAUGAGGGCAAGUGAGCCAGUGCCUGAGGCAGCCUUACUUUCCCAAACCUUUCCCAGCCUUACUUUCAUAACACCAGUUUGGACGGGGUGCUUUUGAUUUUUUGACCUCCACACCUUGCUCUUGCCAUCACUCUCAUACAAUUCAGUUUUGCUCUCAUCUGUCCACAAUACCUUUUUUCCAGUAGAGUUUUUCCUGUAGAGUUCAGUGUGCAGAAAUGUGGGCACCCCGGGUCAAAAAGCCUUUUACAUUACAUUACAUUAAUAUCUAAGUGAACAGAAGCAAACCUGACCUCUAAACGUUUAAUGACAGAUUUCCUAAAAUUUUAAAGCAGGAUUACUUUAUAUAUUUUUUUUUUUACAAUUUCAAAAUAAUAAAAAAGGAAAAAGAGAUAUCUGUACUUUAACCACAUGUGAAUUCUGUUAUGACAAAUCUAAAUUGUGGAGUGCUGAGCCAAAUUUUCUAAAAAGUAUUUGUCCCAAAAUUAUAGAGCUCACUGUAUAUAUAUGCACACACAAAAUUUUGAAAGAUGAAACACAAGGAUUAUAAAUCCUAUAUUGCUUUAAAAGCAAUAAUGAUGGUUUGAGUACUUGAAAGGAUUCUUUUGUCUGUCCAAUUCUCAAAGAAUAUUGUAUCCAUCUUCCUUUAGUCUUGCCAUUAUUGUUUUUUGGGAACAGGGUUAUGAUGCCAGGUGUUAAGCCUGCUGAUUAAAAAGAGAAAAAUGACUUUUAUUAUGCACAUAUGGUUGUGUUUAAAAUAUGCUGUCAUUCGUAUGGGAAGAAGUUAGGGUUGGCCUUUUUUUAGGGUACAGUUCUGGAGAACAUAGGAAUCUUUGGGGCUGGAUCUUGGAUGGGGUCAAUAUAUUUUAGCUACUCAUUAUUUUCAACAUUUGCACAUUGUUUAUUUCCAAAACUAGAAACUGCCAAAAUGCUACUUUUGUUGAAGCAGUAAUGAAAUGCUAAGUGAUUAUUUUUCUUGUUAUGUGGGGGUGGGGGGACGUGGUAAUUAGUGUCAUUGUUACUGUGAUAUUUACAGUGUGAUGUACUGGGACACUUGGGUAUGGGGACAGGUAUUUUCCCCACUGUUUCUCUUGUAGUUUAGUAAGACAGUGCCUGUUAUAUCAGCAACCAUCAUUGUACUUAGCAUGGUGAUUACAGUUUGAAUAUGCCACAACAGAAUUUUAAAAACAAUUCCUGGUUAAAAAGGCAGGCAGGUUUGGAUGGACCAAUAUAAAAUAUGACCCAUUUUUAUUACCUGAAUUAUGUUCAAUUACCUUUAUUACGUUAAUUAAAGUGUAAUGUUAAUGAAAUAUUCAUAAAGCAGUUUUGGAAUUUGCUUUUAUUUUUUAAGAGGAAUACAAGUGGGAAUGAAAUUUCCAGUUUUUAUUUCAUUGUAAAGUGGUAAGAAGAGCCUGUUUCUCAAACUUUUUUGCUAGAACUGGAGUCAGAGAAGGAGACACUCCCUUGUUGAGGAGUGAUCCAGCAGUAAUGGUUUUGAACUUGACCGACCACACAUUGAUCCUUAUUACUCACUUGGUGAGUUUGACUUUUUCACCUUUUGCUUUUAACUUUUGCACUACAUGUAAAUAAAGAAAAGCUUCUGUUCCAUUUUUUUUUCUCAUCAAGUCAUUUCAAUGUCAAGUCACUGCAGUUUUAUUGUUAAUGCAAAAUGCAAAUGUUUAUUUUUUGUUCAUCGUCAUAUAUGCGCUGGAAGACAUGGAGGGAACAUGUGGUUGUGGUCGCAGUUAGGUAUUUUUUGUGUCAAGGUGUAAAACACUGACUCUUCUGUAAGGGCAACAGAAAUGGAAAAUUGUUGACAAUACAGUACCACAAAUAAUUAACCACAACUUAUUUUAUAUUUGUCCAUCCCUUGUGAAAAUAAUUAGUUGUGCUAUCCUCUGAAGUGGAAAUAUUUUGAUGUAUAAUCAUUCCAGUCUAACACAUUGCUGGUACUUGCAUGAAAGUAAGGUAUGUAUGUGUGUGUGCCUGUGUGUAUGCGUGAGCGUGCAUGUGUGCAUUUUAAUUUAAUCCCCAUGUGCACUUCUUGAAAUGAUGCAAUAUAAAAAUUAUUUUUAACAAGUUGCUGGAAGGUUAUUUGCCUUUUUUUAAAAGCUUAAUUGAUGGAUAAAUGGAUUGUUUGUAGUGAAAAGAGAUAACUCAUUAUUGACUAAAUGGAGAAAUUGUUUCCUGUCAGUGGGCUGACCAUAUGUACAUUAUUACUGUGGCUUUCAGUUUUCUAUGCUCUUCCAUUUUUAAAAAUGCUUUGGCUAGCAGUAUAUAAAGGUAUUCUAUGUGCUAACAUGGAACAAUAAAUGUAACUUCAACAAAUA